Molecule: messenger RNA, 1315 nt
Organism: Pelagomonas calceolata
Lineage: Eukaryota; Pelagophyceae; Pelagomonadales; Pelagomonadaceae
Source: the annotation of a GenBank genome assembly
CCUCGGUACCGUUAAUAGGUUAACAUGCCCGGCGGCCUACCAGCUUGUUUGUACCGUGGUUGAGCCGGUUUCACAAGCCAAUGAUACUCGUGAUCGAUCGCUCUGUUUCUGUGAAGUUUCGCUGUGUAAAACAGCGACUGUCGGGGGCUGGCAGGACUGUGUGGGGUUAAAGGCGACGCCGCCAUGGGUUGAACUACACACAUGAUGCGCGUCCCUAUAAUUUUAUCUCUCGCGCGGGCCUUCGUCGGCGGCCUGGCGCCGCUCGCGCCGACCACGACGCGAGGCAUGCGGUCGCAGACGCGGCGCGGCGGGCGGCGCGCCGCGCCCUAUUCAGACGUCGCCGAGGCGUGCGCGGCCCUCGGCCGGCGCGCCGCGGAGCUGACGCGGGCCAACACGUCACCAGACCUAGUCGUCGUCCCGACCCCGCUCGGCGAGCCGGCGGACCUCACGGUCCGCGCGAUCGCGGCGCUCGCGGCCGCGGACGUCGUUGCCUGCGAGGACACACGAGUCGCGGGCUUGCUGUACGAGGCCGCAGGCAUCGAACGCAAAGCGGCAUUCGUGCGCCACGACGCGGCGACCGCGGCGGCGACCGCACCACGGCUCGUCGAGGCGAUGCGCCGGGGCGAGACGGUGGCCCUGGUCUCGGACGCGGGUACGCCGGCCGUGUCGGACCCCGGGGCUCUCUUGGUGCGGGCGGCGCGCGACGCCGGCCUCGCGGUGCGCGCGCUGCCGGGGCCCUGCGCGGCGACGACGGCGCUGUCGGCGUCAGGCUUUGGGAAUGGCCUGGCGUUUUCCUUCUUGGGUUUUGUGGAAGGUCGAGGGGCUUCCGCGGCUCGCAGGCGCGCUCUACGAAGCGCGUUGGACGCGGCCGUCGAGGGUCCCGCGGUGCUCUACGAGUCGCCGCGGCGCGUGCGCCAGACGCUCCUCGAUUUAGACAAAUUGGACGGCGGCGCGUCCCAACGCCUCGUCCUCAUCGCGCGCGAGCUCACGAAAACCCACGAGGAGACGUGGCGCGGGGCGUUGGGGGAUGCGGUCGCCUACCUGGACGCGGGCGGCGGCGGCGCGGCGGCCCCGGGCGAGCCCCCGCGCGGCGAGUUCACACUCGUCCUCGACGCGAAGCCGAAACAGGCCGGCAGCGCCGAGGAUGCCAAAGCCCGCGUCGCGGAGCUGAGAGCGUCCGGUUUGUCCGCCUCGGACGCGGCGAAGGCGGCGGCCUCGGAACUCGGCCUCAAGAAGUCGGAGGUGUACAGGCUGGCCCUCGACGCCGGCGAGGAGUAGACAACACCGCCCUGCGCUUUAAAGGAACUUUCUGUGC